AUGAACGGGGCUCAAUUCACAGAUAGGGCCAACAAGGCCUUACUGGAUUCCAACACUUUAGCCGAACAAUAUUCGCACCUUCAAAUUCUUCCCCUUCAUCUUGCAGUGGCGCUUCUCAAUCCCGCUCCGGAUGAGUCGAAAGACCAGGAAGCCCCCUCCCACCCUUCUCACGAUUCCGCUUCCGCUCCCCUCUUCCGUCAGGUCGUCGAACGCGCUCAUGGCGACCCUCAGCUAUUGGACCGAGCACUCAUGAAGAUGCUCGUCCGUUUGCCCAGUCAGGACCCGCCCCCCGAGACCGUUAGCAUCUCGCCGGCGCUUGCCAAGGUCGUCCGUGCCGCCACCGACUUGUCCAAGACACAGAAAGACAGUUUCGUGGCCAUUGACCACCUGAUUUUAGCUAUUGCCCAGGAUUCGCAGGUCCAGCGGGCGCUGGCAGAUUCCAAUAUUCCGAAUGUCAAACUCAUCGAUAGCGCAGUACAGCAGAUUCGGGGGUCCAAGCGUGUGGACUCCAAGACGGCGGAUUCGGAGACUGAAAACGAAAACCUCAAGAAGUUUACCAUUGAUAUGACCUCGCUGGCUCGCGAGGGUAAGGUCGACCCCGUCAUUGGUCGUGAGGAGGAAAUCCGUCGGGUCAUCCGGAUCCUGAGCCGUCGGACGAAGAACAACCCCGUGCUCAUCGGCGAGCCGGGUGUUGGAAAGACCACAAUCGUGGAGGGAUUGGCUCGUCGGAUCGUCAAUGCCGAUGUGCCGGCGAACCUCGCCCAGUGCAAGUUGCUUUCCCUGGAUGUCGGAUCGCUAGUCGCGGGAAGCAAGUACCGCGGUGAAUUCGAAGAGCGAAUGAAGGGUGUUCUCAAGGAGAUCGAAGAGUCCCGAGAUACUAUUGUGCUGUUCGUCGAUGAGAUCCACCUUCUCAUGGGGGCAGGAUCUAGUGGCGAAGGUGGCAUGGAUGCCGCUAAUCUGCUCAAACCCAUGCUCGCUCGCGGUCAGUUGCAUUGUAUCGGCGCUACCACGCUGGGCGAAUACCGCAAGUACAUCGAGAAAGACCAGGCCUUCGAAAGACGAUUCCAACAGGUCUUAGUCAAGGAGCCUUCCGUUAACGAGACUAUUUCCAUCCUUCGUGGCUUGAAGGAGAGGUAUGAGGUACACCACAACGUCAAUAUCCUCGAUGGUGCCAUUGUCUCCGCGGCUACUCUAGCAGCGCGGUAUCUGACGGCCCGACGACUUCCCGAUUCGGCCGUUGAUCUGAUCGAUGAGGCCGCGGCGGCCGUGCGAGUGACUCGGGAAUCCGAACCAGAGGCACUGGAUAACCUCGAGAGAAAGCACCGCCAACUCCAGAUUGAAAUCCAUGCGCUUGAACGCGAGACCGAUGAGGCGUCUAAAGCCCGCUUGGAGGCUGCCAAGCAGGAAGCGGCCAAUGUGGCGGAGGAACUACGACCCAUGCGCGAGAAGUACGAAAACGAGAAGCAGCGCAGCAAGUCUAUCCAAGAUGCUAAGAUCAAGCUCGAUUCCCUCAAGAUCAAGCGAGACGAAGCCGAGCGUUCUGGCGAUACGCAGACAGCGGCCGACUUGGAGUACUAUGCCAUCCCAGAGACCAAGAACCUCAUCGAGAGACUCGAGGAGGAUCGGGCGCGGGCGGACGCCGAAAAUCGCGCUCGUGCAGGCGACGCUGGGGAGGCCUUGCUUGCCGACUCAGUCGGACCCGACCAGAUCAAUGAGAUCGUUGCCAGAUGGACCGGAAUUCCUGUGACCCGACUCAAGACCACCGAGAAGGACAAACUGUUGAAGAUGGAAAAGGACCUGGGCAAGGUUGUGGUGGGGCAGAAGGAAGCUGUGACGUCGGUAUCCAACGCCAUCCGGCUUCAACGGUCUGGCCUCAGCAACCCCAACUCGCCUCCAAGCUUCCUCUUCUGCGGACCGUCAGGAACGGGCAAGACCUUGUUGACCAAGGCCCUGGCGGAGUUCCUUUUCGACGACCCUAAGGCGAUGAUCCGAUUCGACAUGUCCGAAUAUCAGGAACGACACUCGCUAAGCCGAAUGAUCGGUGCUCCCCCAGGGUACGUCGGACACGAUGCCGGAGGCCAACUCACUGAAAGCCUCCGGCGGCGCCCCUUCUCCAUCCUCCUGUUCGACGAAGUCGAGAAGGCGGCCAAGGAAGUGCUCACCGUCCUCCUCCAGCUCAUGGACGACGGCCGUAUUACCGACGGACAAGGCAGGGUCGUCGAUGCUCGGAACUGCAUCGUGGUCAUGACCUCAAACCUGGGUGCCGAGUAUCUGUCCCGCCCGACCACUAAGGACGGGCGUAUCGACACACAGACGCGCGAGCUGAUUAUGCGUGCCCUGCGCGACUACUUCCUGCCGGAGUUCCUCAACCGGAUCUCCAGCAUCGUCAUCUUCAACCGACUCACCAAGCGCGAAAUCCGCAAGAUCGUCGAUCUGCGUCUCGGCGAAAUCCAGCGUCGUCUGGAACAAAACGGCCGCAACGUCACCAUCGAAUGCAGCGAAGAAGUCAAAGACUACCUCGGCGAGUCAGGGUACUCACCCGCGUACGGCGCUCGUCCGCUGGCCCGGAUCAUCGAACGCGAGGUGCUCAACCGUCUGGCCAUACUUAUCCUACGGGGCAGUAUUGUCGACGGCGAGGUGGCUCGCGUGGUGAUGCGCGAUGGUCGCAUCGACGUCCUGCCGAACCAUGAGAUUGCCGUCGAUGAAGACCAAGACAUGAUGGAUGAAGAUGACGACGCAUUAGCGGAGAUGGAAGACGGCAGUGGCGGUAUGGAUUUGUAUGAAUAA
Aspergillus tanneri is the source of this 2787-nucleotide messenger RNA. It is a transcript of the gene HSP98, whose product is annotated as ATP-dependent Clp protease ATP-binding subunit. The record is from RefSeq and is a predicted model, not a curated record. Gene Ontology annotation, cellular component: cytosol; cytoplasm. Gene Ontology annotation, biological process: cellular response to heat. Gene Ontology annotation, molecular function: ATP binding; ATP hydrolysis activity. The coding region runs from base 1 to 2787 and encodes 928 amino acids. The transcript has a single exon. Lineage: Eukaryota; Fungi; Ascomycota; Eurotiomycetes; Eurotiales; Aspergillaceae.